Peromyscus maniculatus bairdii (prairie deer mouse) is the source of this 4518-nucleotide messenger RNA. It is a transcript of the gene Hoxc6, whose product is annotated as homeobox C6. The record is from RefSeq and is a predicted model, not a curated record. Gene Ontology annotation, molecular function: RNA polymerase II cis-regulatory region sequence-specific DNA binding; DNA-binding transcription factor activity, RNA polymerase II-specific. Gene Ontology annotation, cellular component: nucleus. Gene Ontology annotation, biological process: anterior/posterior pattern specification; regulation of transcription by RNA polymerase II. NCBI's taxonomy places the organism in Eukaryota, Metazoa, Chordata, Mammalia, Rodentia, Cricetidae.
ACGAAUCCUCCCAGUAAAUUUCAGCUGCAUAAUUAAAGGUCUAACUAAAAGAAAUGGGAUCUUCCCCCUUGAGGAAUAGAAAGGAUUGCAGGAGAGUGUUUAAGAAGUUAAUUUCCCCCAGUCUUUAGGUAGCGGGAAGAUAUUUGUGUUUCUGCUUCCUCUGGUCUCCCCCUUCCAGCAUUUCUGCCCCCCACCCUCAGCAGCUGGUUUCUGUUCAUUAUAAAUCGGCGAGACCUUUCAGUCUCUGCCCUCUGUUUAGGGACGUAAUAAAACACUUAACUUUUCCGGGCCUGAGACUUACAUUCUGCUCCUCAGGUCGCCCACCCCUGAGCCUACCACCUUUAGGCCCCAAAAGAGAAUCUCCCCAACUUUGGGGCUCCUUUCAUCUCUGGAUAUGAUUGAGGGAGGGGCUCCAGGAAACUCAGACGUUCUUGUCAGGGGGCUGUAGCACAUGCUUCCCUCAAAGCUUCUUCUUUCUCUUAAGGUCCCUCCCUCCCCCACACAUCCAUAAAAAAAGAUUUUAAAAUACACAAAAAUCCACACUCAUGGAAAGCAGAACUUCAUUAAGACAUCCUAUCUUCCAUCAUUCAAUUUGUUUUACAUUGCAACAAUUUAAUAUCUUGAAGGAAGUACCACUGACAUGAUUUAUCCCUCUAGCAAUCUCAUUCUGAAAUAGGGGGGAAAUUUACUCUUUCUUGCCAUGGCUUCUACUUGUUCCACUGCUACCCUCAGGGCAGACAGGAGGCUGGGAACUUUGAAAGAGGCUACUGGUGUCCAGGGGUGCACUGACUUGUUCCCUAGCUCAGCCUCAGAAUUACCCUCCCCUCUGUAAGCUCUCCCCCUACCUCUUGCCCUGCAGGGGGACCGGAGCCCCAGCCAGCUGUUGGAAACCUCUGCCCAGGCAUGCCAUGAAUUCAAGUACAGAUGGAUUGGAAAGCAAAAUGCAACACACUAUUGUCUGUGUUUGGGGGAGCAACUGCUAUGUCACCCCCAAAUGAGACAGCUUUUUAAAAUCUCUCUCUUAGCCAAAGCCUCCUCCUCUACCUUCUUCAUCUUGAAAAGAAAAUGGUGUAGUCCAAGGGAUAGAAACUUCCACAAUUACCAGGAUCUUUCUUCUACUCUCCUAGAUUCCAGCCAGUUUCCCUCCUUGUCAAAGACAGGGGCAGGAUCUUUAAAAGCCAACACAAAUUGUCUGGCAGGAAGACUCCUCAACCCCCUGAAGAGGUUCAUGUAUUAACUAACAUUUUGUCUGUAGUAGCUCCUACACACUGUCUGCUUUUGGGUUCUAAACUUUAUCCCCCCCCCCCCAGUGACACUCCAGGGAAACCUUAACGUUACAGAAGAUGAAUAAACGAGGUUUUUUUUUCCCAGCGUAGUCCCGUUUAUGGCUUUAUUGCUACCCAUUGAUUACUCUGCUUUGUUACACAGAAGGAAAAGAUCAUAAAACCCGGCGACAUCCGGGUUCUUGUUAUAGUCAAUCUCAAAAAAAAAAAUUAGUGAGGGGAAAAUAUGAGUUUUCACUGCUUCCUGCUUGUACCCUGCCACCCUCUCUUUGUCAGCUCCAAGUAUUUCCAGCCUAUGUCCAUAUCAAAUUCAGUUUGGAUUAAUCAGAGGGAAACCCCAGCUGCACACCUUCUGCGGUUUCAGUUCACUCACUGCAGCUCUCUGAAGCCCCUUCAAAACUGGUCUUUUCUAAUCUUCUCCUCCCUUUUCCCAGCCUCAAGGUGGGGGAGAAAAUGGAGGUAAGGGCUGCUGAGAAUCCGGAGGUGACUGGCUGGGUGACAGCCCAAGAACUCCCCAGGAAUCCUGUGCUAGGGUCUUCUAGCCUUAAAGCUCAGGUCCAGGGGCACCACUCCUGGCAGGGCAGUAAAUCCAGAGCAGAUAGGGUCUUCUGACCUGGGCAGGGGCUUGAACCUGUUGGAAGGUAGCUGUUCAUUGGAGUCUCACCAAUUUUGUCGUUCAGACUCCUCUUAUGUGAAUUACCCCACUGGCCUGAGCUGGUUCCAAAUCAUAAAUUCUCACCAACAUAAACAGGAGUUGAUGUCUUUAGAAGAAUCUUAGUCUCUCUCUCUCUCUCUCUCUCUCUCUCUCUCUCUCUCUCUCUCUCUCUCAAUGUAUUAUUAUUAUACAUGCUUUCUUUUAGGUAAAAAUGUUGCAAGAGUUUCCCCAAAAGAGAGGUCCUGGGGAGGGGCAGUAGGCUAGGAGGAAAAGGAGAGCAGAUGCUUACUCAGGACCUCCACUGUACCGUGGUCUCACCCUCACCCUUCUUUAGAUCGACAUAUCCUAUCCUCUAACCCAAGGCUCUCAGCUGCACUGCCUUCCUCUGUGCACCGUGUUCCAGGAAAUUUCCCCUUCCUUUUGAUUUUUUUUUAAUUAUUGGAAAAAUAUGCUGUCUAGUGAUGGAGACUCACUUCAUGGGUGUCAAGCCAGAAUGUCUUGUAGAAUUUCUGGGAACUUCCUCCCACUGGGAAGGAUCUCCUCAAAUGAAGCAACCAGGAUGUAAUUUUAGAAAAGGGGCAAAUACAAAAGAUGAAAUCGGACUGAAAACACAAGGAUUUCUCCCGCCCUGCAUUUGGCUACAGCACAACAAAGUUAGCUGGGGCUGAGAGAUUUCCUGGGACUAGACCUUUCCUUCCACAGGGUACAAGGCCCCGCUCGUGGACCUGCACCCCACCACCAGCAGCUCCUUACAUAUAUAUUCUUAAAAGAAAACCAAGUCUUACUUUCAAAGCACACACUUAGUCUCAACUAGGGAAUCAACAGAAGCAGAAGCGAUUUUUUUCCCCCUUCUUGACAUCUGGCUUGCGAUUGGCUGGAAGGGGGUCAGCUGACUUUGUCAUUUUGUCUGUCCUGGAUUGGAGCCGUCCCUAUAACCAUCUAGUUCCGAGUACAAACUGGAGACAGAAAUAAAUAUUAAAGAAAUCAUAGCCCGACCAGGUAAAGGCAAAGGGAUGAAUUCCUACUUCACUAACCCUUCCUUAUCCUGCCACCUCGCCGGGGGCCAGGACGUCCUCCCCAACGUCGCCCUCAAUUCCACCGCCUAUGAUCCAGUGAGGCAUUUCUCGACCUAUGGAGCAGCCGUAGCUCAGAACCGGAUCUACUCGACUCCCUUUUAUUCGCCACAGGAGAAUGUCGUGUUCAGUUCCAGCCGGGGGCCGUAUGACUAUGGAUCUAAUUCCUUUUACCAGGAGAAAGACAUGCUCUCAAACUGCAGACAAAACAGCUUAGCUCAUAACACACAGACCUCAAUCGCUCAGGAUUUUAGUUCUGAGCAGGGCAGGACUGCGCCCCAGGACCAGAAAGCCAGUAUCCAGAUUUACCCCUGGAUGCAGCGAAUGAAUUCGCACAGUGGGGUCGGUUACGGAGCGGACCGGAGGCGCGGCCGCCAGAUCUACUCUCGGUACCAGACCCUGGAACUGGAGAAGGAAUUUCACUUCAACCGCUACCUAACUCGGCGCCGGCGCAUCGAGAUCGCCAAUGCUCUGUGCCUGACCGAGCGACAGAUCAAAAUCUGGUUCCAGAACCGCCGGAUGAAGUGGAAAAAAGAAUCUAAUCUCACGUCCACGCUUUCGGGGGGCGGCGGAGGGGCAGCCGCUGACAGCCUGGGAGGAAAAGAGGAAAAGCGGGAAGACACAGAAGAGGAGAAGCAGAAAGAGUGACCAGAACUGCCCUUGCACCCCUCUCUCUGCCCUGGCGCAUCCCAGCUCCCGAAUCACACACUCUGUAUUUAUCACUGGCACAAUUGAUGUGUUGUGACUUCCUAAAACAAGAUAGGGAGUCAGACGUGGACCUGAAAGUCAGCUCUGGAUCCCCCCCCUCACUGCACAACUCUUCCGAGCCUCCUCCUCCUCUAGCUCCCUCGCUAGCUCCUUCUCGGCUUGUCUGCAGGCCCCUUCCCUCGCCCAGGCCUUGGGGACGCGGUCCCCAACCUCGCUUCAGACUCCACUGAUGUCCCUCCAAGUGAGCCCUAGGCUCCUUCCCCCCCCCCCGACGCCCUUAACCCCCGCCCCCGUGCAGAAAGCCGGCUCCCCGGACCUGGGGCCUCCACUCCAGGGCCUCAGGGCCGGGCCUGGCAGCCGGAGGGCGGGAGGCCUCAGGAGGGCUCGCCUUGGCCCCACAACACCCCCACCCCCACCCAGGGCUUUUCCCCAGUCCCUGCCCGGCCUUUCUGCCCCAGCAAAUGCCCAGUCCGGGCAAAUUGUAUUUAAAGAUUCCUGGGGGUCAUUAUGGCAUAUUACGAACUGUGACCGUUUCUGUGUGAAUAUUUCUAGCUGUAUUUGUGGUCUCUGUAUUUAUAUUUAUGUUUAGCACCGUCAGUGUUCUGAUUUCAUUUUAAAAAGGAUUAAAAAAAGAGAGAAAAUAACAAAAAGAGAAAAAAAGUGAAUGACGUUUGUUUAGUCAGUAGGAGAAAAUAAAGAAAGAAAGAAAUAAACCCCCUCUCGUGUUAUCCUCCUGUAUAAAUCCGACCUCUGGAUCCGUUCUCGAAUAUUUAAUAAAACUGAUAUUAUUUUUAAAAGU